UCAGCAGUUCAUUCCCGUGGCCGUUGAAUAGACGCUAUCUUACUUGUACAAGCCCAGUUAACCCAAAAAAUUUAAAUAUGGAUAUUAAAAUUUAGUGUUGUAGAUGGCAUAUAAAAAUUAUGGAGUCUGAGCAAGGAGUACCAUCAGCUAAUUUGAGCUCCCCACCUACUGCUGCUGGAUGUCACCGUCUUCCACAACUUCCUACCAUGGGGAGAAAUGUGAGAACAGCUCAAAGCAAGUCUAGUGCAAAACAUGAAUUUAAGCCUAGAGAUGAAGCUGCUGUCUUACAUGUUGAAGGCACAUCCAAAGUGAUCAAAAUAUUAACAGACAGUAUUUCUGAGUAUCAGUGUACAGAAUCUGAAAACAAAGAAAGUUUAGGCUUACAAUUGUCAGCUAAUAGUGAAAGUAAAGAUACAGAUUUGAACACCAGUUCUACUUUACCAAAUAAGAAGAAAAGAUCAGCAAAAGCCGUAAGUGGGGGUAGAACUAAAAAAGAUGCCUCAACUAGUUCUAUUGCUGCAGUUAAAACUGAUCUGGUGUCCAACAAGCCAGAUGGUUUGAAUUCAUGUGGCCAGAAAAAUACUUCAGUAUUGGAAGAUGAAAAACAAGUACCAUCUCCAGAUUUGCCUCCAUCCUGUAAUUUGAAAUUUGAAUCAAAAGAUGUUAGCUCAGACACAGCUAUGGAGGAUAAAAUAAAGAAAAAGAAGGAGAGCCCACUAGAAAAAAAGAAAAGAACUUCCAAGAUGGGCGUAGAUGUUAAAAACGUGGAAACCAUGGACACAACUUCAGAUAAAUCAAUGCCACAUGAUGAAACUAAAAUGCCUCAUGGAGAUACUGACAUUGAGGAAGCAGAGAGUGGAAAGACAGACGAGACAUUACCAAAGUGUCACAUUCCAAGAUGUGUGUUAAUUUUGCCCACAGAAGUACCAACAGAGUCACAACUUGAAAAACUUUUAGCUAUGGACUCAACAGCAUACAAUUUGCAAUGUGCACCUUUAUGGCAAGAGGGUGACAUGCUAUGGGCAAAGGUCAGUGGUCAUCCAUACUGGCCAUGCAUGGUAUCCAAAUGCCCUUUUACUAAGAUGUUUACACGAAUAAAAGGUGAUGUCAGAAUAAUCAGAUCUUAUCAUGUACAGUUUUUUGGAAAUGAAGUUGAAAGAGGUUGGGUUAAUGAACCAUCAUUAAUGUUAUUCGAAGGAAAACUGAAUUUUUUAGAGAAAGCUCAAACUGAGUUAACCAGACAAUGUAAAAGAGGUAAAAGUGCCUAUAAUCCAUACAAAAUUAAUAUAUCUAGACGUCAUGCUUGGAAUAUAGCUGUUGAUGAAGCAGAGCAAGCUAUGGCUUUAUCAUUAACUGAAAGAAAAGUGCAAUUUACCUUUGAAUAUGUAUUUAUGGAUGAGCUGAAAAAAGAGCAGCAGUUAAAGAAAGAAAAAGUUGAUGCUACAGGGAAUGCAAAAUCUCCUAAACAAGUUACAGGAGCAAAGCGUAAAAGAACUUCAGAGGAAAAAUGUUCAACAACCCCUGUUCAACAAAAAAAUAAAAGACGUAAGUUAGAUGUCAGCUCUUUAGUUGGCACACCUAUCGGUGCGGAAACUUCAUUUGAUGCAUAUUAUGCAAAUCAUCGCAGCACUGUCAUUGAAAAACACCCUGAAUGGGAUACAACAUUUGUGUUUGAGUACUUGCGACAACAAUGGGAAAAGGAAAAAAAGAAAACCUCUAAGGAACCUUUAGGCACCCCUUCACAAUCUACUCCCACAGGAAGCAUCAAAAGAGGCAGACCUGCUAAGCUAAAAAUAAAUGCAGAAAGUUCUGUUGCUGAUUCCAAUUCAGAAAUAAGAGAUGAGUCAAUCACAAGUCAGCCUCGCAAAAGAGGAAGAAGUUUCAAGAACAUAAUUUCACAACCAGAGCCUGAAGAAACUCCCGCUCCUUUAGCUAUCAAUCUUGAUUCAGAAGAAAAUUCUGCCAUUGACGAGGAAAGUUCACGACCUAAAAUUGCAGCAUCAGCCCUGUCUGCACGAAAAGUCAGCCAGGAAUCUGAUUCAAGCACAGAGAGUAAAGGUAAAGGAUUGAGAGAAAAUGAACCUUAUGAACUUGAAAUUUUCAAACUGAACACAACCUGCAAAAUUGAUAAGGAUAAAAUAUGUGUUGUCUGUGAGAAAAAUUGUGAUGUUUUUGAGUGCAGUAAAAACUGUGGGCAACAUUUUCAUCCAUCUUGCGUUAAUUGUGAUCCUCAAGAUGUGGCUCAAUAUGUAUGUUCUGAAUGUACAUCAGGAAUCCAUGCUUGCUUUUCUUGCAAGAAGGCUGAUAUGGAGACCAUAAAAUGCUCGGUUAACUUGUGCGGUAAAUAUUAUCAUGAGGACUGUAUUAAAAAAUACCGCUUAACUCGUUGGGAAAACAAAGGCUUUGUAUGCCCUUUACAUACAUGCGCUACUUGUGCAGUGGACAAUAUCAAGAAUCCAAAAGCUAUAAAAGGUCGCUUUUAUAGAUGUAUAAGGUGUCCAACUGCUUACCAUGUUGGAGAUUUUUGUGUAGCUGCAGGCAGCGUAAAUCUGGCUGGUACAUACAUCGUCUGUAGUGACCAUUUUCAACCUAAUAGAUCCCUGAGCUGCCAUUCUCGUUUGAAUAUUACUUGGUGUUUUAGUUGUAGUAAAGGUGGUACCCUGUUAUGCUGUGAAACAUGUCCAGCAGCUUUCCAUGCUGAAUGUGUAAAGGUAGAGAAAACACCAGAAGAAGCAUGGUUCUGUAUGGACUGUGCAGCAGGGAGAAAACCCCUCUAUGGCAACAUUGUCUGGAUCAAAGUUGGGAACUACAGGUGGUGGCCUGGAGAAAUUUGUCAUCCAAGACAUGUCCCAUUAAAUAUUCAAGAAAAAGCACAUCAAGUUGGGGAAUUUCCUGUUAGAUUUUUUGGAUCUCAUGAUUAUUAUUGGAUUCAUAGAGGAAGGGUUUUUCUGUUUCAAGAAGGUGAUAAAGGAAGUAAAGAAGGCUCAUCCAGAGGAUUAUUUAAAAUUUACAUGAAAGGUGUUAAAGAGGCCACAGAGGCAUUUAAAUUGUGGACUGCAGCUAAAGCAAAAAAAGUGGAACAAGAGCAAGAACGCUAUGAUAAAAAGCCAGCUCCAUACAAAUUCAUUAAGAGUAAUGUUCCAAUUGGAAGUGUACAAAUAUACAAAGCUGAGUUAUCUGAAAUACCCCGAUGUGAGUGUAAACCAGAUCAAGAAGAUGCUUGUACAUCUGAUUGUCUUAAUAAGAUGAUGAUGUAUGAAUGCCACCCAGCUGUAUGUCCUGCUGGUGAAAAAUGUCACAACCAGCGUUUUCAGAAACGCCAAUAUCCUGAAUGUGAACCUUUUAAAAGUGAAGCUCGAGGGUGGGGUCUAAAAUGCCUGGAGGAUAUUAAAAAGGGUCAGUUUGUACAAGAAUAUGUUGGUGAUCUUAUUGAUGAAGAGGAAUGUAAAAGAAGAAUUGAACAAGCCCAUGAUGAUAAUAUCACUAACUUUUAUAUGCUUACAAUGGAUAAAAACAGAAUAAUAGAUGCUGGACCAAAGGGUAACUACUCCAGAUUUAUGAAUCAUAGUUGUUGUCCAAAUCUUGAAACACAAAAGUGGAUGGUAAAUGGAGACAUUAGAGUUGGACUCUUUGCUCUCUGUAAUAUUUCUAAAGGUUCUGAGCUGACUUUCAACUAUAAUUUAGAAUGUCUUGGCAAUGAAAAGAAAGCCUGUGCUUGUGGCUCUGAUAACUGCAGUGGAUUUUUAGGAGUCCGUCCUAAGACUGCUGCAGCUACAGCCAAUGAGAAAAAAGCCAAAGAAGCUAAAAAGAAACGACGAAAAAAGAAGUUGGAUCCUCGUAAAGAGCAUGAAGAUGAUUGUUACAGAUGUGGUGAAGGCGGGGAACUAGUUAUGUGUGAUAAAGGCAAUUGUCCCAAAGUGUAUCAUCUUCAGUGUCUCAAGCUAACCAAGCCCCCAUCAGGCAAAUGGCUUUGUCCAUGGCAUCACUGUGAUGAAUGUGGAAAGCCAGCCAUCAGCAAGUGUUCAGAAUGCCCAAACUCAUAUUGUGCUGCCCACAUAGAAGGAAAUAUGUACAAGGUAGAUGGUUUAGAAAUCUGUAGUGAUCAUACAGAUUUAAUAGAGAAUUCAUCACAAUCAUUAGAUAGUUCUUCAGUGACAGGGGCUAAUGGAGUAAAAUCAGAAGUUGAGUCUAAUUCAAGUGAAAGUGAUGCAGCAGAUAGCAAAAGUACAGAAUCAGCAAUUUCAAAAGCUACAGAAGAUUCCGGUGACAAUUCUAUCCAAGUUAAUAGCGAAUUGAAAACAGAAGUUGCUGAUGAAACUGCUAAGAAUAAAGUCAAAAGUAGCAGCAUAAAGAGUUUAAGUUUGAGAACGAAGAAAGAUGAUGGUAAGACAACCCUUGCAUUUGACAAGCCAUCUUCACCAUCCAAUAUGCCAGCUAAAUCUGAAGUUAUUAGAAGUGUAAGUUCUAAUUUAACAGAGUCAACCAGCAUGCAGACCCAAACUUCGAAGGCUUCAUUACUGCUCAAGUCUUCAGAAUUGCCUGUUGCAAAAACUAAAGGAAACAUAACACGUACAAAAGCAAGAUAUAGAGCAAGAUUAACUCAGAAUAAAAUAACAAAACUAAAAAAUGCCAGUAUUUUAAAUACAAGCUCUGAGAAUCCACAAAAUGCAAUGGAAGUCCAUGAAAGUGAUGAUAAUGAUAGCAUUUCUGAUCUUGUUAUUGACAUACCAUAAUUAGUGUUUGUAUAAUACUGGUUCCUUUUAUAAUAACAAUGUUCAUGCAUUUUUAAUUUGCUUUUAGUAUUUUGGAAAAGGGAUUUAUUUUCUACACAUCUGUAAAAAGUGUAAAUUGUCAUUAUAAAACAUUCAAAAAAGCAUUUUUAAAAACCUUAACUGUUUUACAUCUUGGUUAAUUCAUUUACUCAGGUUUAGAUUAGGUUACAUUUGAACAAAAAAAAUAUUUCUUGUACUUGAUGUAUUGUUUGCAUAGUUUUUGUUUCAGAUGAAAGCUAAUGUAAAAAAUGGGGGUGUCAGUUUAAAAAUGUGUGACUGUUUUAAAUUGUACAUGCACAUAAUUUUUUUAAAAUGCCUAUGUUUAAAAUGAAAUGUAUUUACAUCAUGGUUUUUAUUUAUAGAAUGUUACUAUGUAUUGAUUUAAAUGAACAAAGUAUGUACUUCAGCUGUUUUACAGUACUAAAUCUAAAAACAUGUACAUUGAAAAACUAGGAAAUAUUUUUAUUUCAUUAGGUUUCCUUUUAUCUUAUUUGAAAAAUUGAAUUCUUUAUUUUUGGUACAGAAUCAAAUAAAAUGCUACUUAAUCACAAUAUAUAGGAUGUCAUAUUGUUUUAGAUUUUAAGUAAAUAAACAUUUUAAAUACACAUUUCUUUAACAUCCAUUUUCUUUAGUGAAAUUUACAAUGUACACAAUAUUGUUUUUUAAUGCUUCUUUACUUUUUAAAUCAUUGUAAGAACAUUUUCAGCCAAUAAGAUGCUAUUAAAUCAUUUAUUAAUUCUACUAACAUACUAUCAGUAGUCUAUGGAUAUUGCUUUUAAAAUAUUUCCCAAAAAUAUUUUUUUACAAAUUUGCAACCAAAACUGGUUAUAGCAAUUAUUUUUUUCAAAGGCUUGAACUGAUGUCCACUCAGUUAUGUAAACAAAUACUAUAAGCCUAGGCCCAGUUAAAUACAUCCUUUCUAAUAAAGAAAAGUGCAUAAUUUAAUAAAUGUUUUAUGAAACUAGAUUUUCGGAUUAUUUUACUUGUACAAGUACUGUGCAUUGCAGCAUUUUCAAUACAUGAAUUUUUGUUUCAGCGUGUUUAAAAUUAAAUUCUUGACAGUUCAUAAAAGUAAACCAAUAGCUUUUUCUUAUCUCUUCUAUUAGCUUUGUAUAAACACUUUGCUUAGUAAUAAUGGACUGUUAACAGUAUAAAAUUUUUUUUUUUUCAAAUGCUUCACUUUUUUCUGAUUAACUGUGAUGGUGGUGGUGCCUAAUGAGGAAGAAAAUAACUCAAAUUCUAGCCAUGAGGUAUACUUUACUCCUUACUGAUAUAUCUGACAUUGAUAAUUUAUUGUAAGCAUUAUGCCUAUUGAAAAUUAAGCUAACAAUACAUAGCUAAUAAAUGAAGUAAUUGGUUAAAAUAAUAAGAGUUUUAUCUUGGUUAGCAAGACUACUUUUGUUCACUAAUAAAAUCUUAAAUAAUUUUUGUUAUGAACAUGUGGAGCUUAACUUGAAUGUAUAUUUUAAACAUGUAAGUUGUAACUGCAUAUUGAAAAUAAUGUAAUUUUAAAAAUGUGUAUUCCUAUUUUAUAAUAUGACUUAUGUUGCUCUAAACUUGUUAACUGUAAAUCUACU
Physella acuta is the source of this 6349-nucleotide messenger RNA. Its product is annotated as histone-lysine N-methyltransferase NSD2. Gene Ontology annotation, cellular component: nucleus. NCBI's taxonomy places the organism in Eukaryota, Metazoa, Mollusca, Gastropoda, Physidae. The record is from RefSeq and is a predicted model, not a curated record. Gene Ontology annotation, molecular function: histone methyltransferase activity; protein binding.